CCAGGAAACGGCAGCAGGAGAGAAAAAAAUGGAAACUGGGAAAGACUGAGAGAGACAGAAGGAAGGAGAGAGAGAGAGAGAGUGUGAAAGGAGCGAGAGAGAAAUAUAGAGAGUGUGUGAGGGAGGGGGGCAAAGGAGGGAGUGUGUGAGCGGGAGAGAGAGAGAGAGAGUCGGUGACGGGGUCGCUGUGACUGACCGGGGCGGGGGGAAUGGACUGGGGCCGGGGCUCGGUGCCCGGGAACCGGAGACUGUGAGCGCGGAGCCGGGAGCGCGCGGCGGGAGCGAGAGGCCGGAGCCGAGUGUCCGAGUGUCCGGCACCAAGAUGGACGCGGGGGGAAUGGAGAAGGAUUGCAGCGCCCUGGGGGGGCUCUUCCAGAGCAUCAUGAGCGACAUGAAGGGCGGUUACCCAGUUUGGGAGGAUUUCAUUUCCAAAACUACAAAGCUGCAAUCUCACUUAAGGACCACCAUUGUAAUUGCUGGAUCCUUUCUCGAUGCUUUUCAGAAAGUAGCUGAUCUGGCAACUAACACACGAGGUGCUACAAAGGAGAUUGGCUCAGCUCUGACCAGGAUGUGUAUGAGACAUCGCAGCAUUGAGUCAAGGCUCAAGCAGCUCACUACUGCUCUGACUGACAGUUUGAUAAACCCUCUGGAGGGUCGGAUUGAGGAGUGGAAGAAAAUUGCCAACCAGCUGGACAAGGACCAUGCCAAAGAAUACAAGAAAGCUCGACAAGAGAUCAAGAAGAAAUCAUCUGAUACACUGAAAUUGCAGAAAAAAGUGAAGAAAGGGAAGGAAGAAGUGAGGUUGCAGUUGGACACAGCUUUACAGGAUGUCAAUGAAAAAUAUGUGCUGCUGGAGGAGACAGAGAAGCAGGCUGUGUGCCGGGCUCUGAUUGAGGAACGCAGUCGCUUCUGUACAUUUGUCACCCUUCUGCGACCUGUGCUGGGUGAGGAAAUUGGAAUGUUGGGAGAGGUUACACACUUGCAGACUAUUCUAGAAGACUUGACAAACCUGACGGCUGACCCCCAGACACUGCCUCCUGCCAGUGAACAGGUGAUCUUGGAUUUGAAGGUGGCAGAUGAUUAUGACUACACAUACCACACACCACCCUCAUCACCCAGCAGCUCUCACUCUCGGAGGGGCACUGUAAGCAGCGUAUACCAUUACCCACAAACUACAGGGAAACAUCCCAGUAUUCCUAACUUUGAAUCUGCCUCUCCAUCAGUGGAAACACUUCAUAUACAACCUCCAUCUGUCUCAACAGCUGAUGGCACCAGCCAGAAAUCCACCAGUUCAACAUCCUCCGAGGCUUCAGAAACCUGGAGGUCGGUUAGCGAAUGCAGCUCUCCCACCUCUGUCUGCUCUGGCUACAAGACCGGGCUGUGGGCAGCAACCAGCAAGGACUGGACAAAAUUUGCACCGAUAGAGCAGCUGCAGAUUAACAGCCUUCAGCUGAAUGAAGCAACUGCUUAUCAAAUGGUUGGAGAGAAUGGAGCCCAGGCACCAGUGGAGGCCAGUGUAUAUACACAGGCCAUGGAGAGAGCGCAGUCCACAGCAGGGUCAGCUGCAUACAAGCCACAGAUUGGAGAGAUGAGUGCUCGUGAACAUCUUGCCUUAACCUUGAGUCAAGGAAUGAAUGUGGGUACACAAAGGAACAGCCGGGAUUCCCUGCAUUGUUCAAGUGGUUACAGCACCCAGACAACGACACCUUCCUGCUCAGAGGACACCAUCCCUGCACAGGCAGUGAAGAAGGAACAGUCCCUGGUUGUGCCUGACUAUGAUUACCUGUCUCUGCAUGGAGAGCAGGAGCUGCCUGAUCAGAUUGACUUUGAUAAAUCAUCUACCAUUCCCAGAAACAGUGACAUCAGCCUGAAUUAUAGGAAGAUGUUCCAGGCGAAGCGGCCAGCUUCCACAGUGAGCCUCUUGGUUGACCCCGAGCCCAUGAUGACUUCUCACGUUGCUACGAUUCGCAGAAAGCCUUCCAGCAAACCGACCUUUCGGCGUGGCACCAUCAGCGGUGUGCCCAUUCCCAUCCGGACUCCCGUGGUGCCAAUUCCAGGGCCACCUGUGGCCAGCAAGCCGAUAGGGCUGGCAGUGUCUCGGACGGGCAGUGAGGAGUGUGUUAGUCUACACGGAGGGCGCUCCAAUUUUGUGCAAAGGAAGCAGGGAAUCUGCAGCUCGACUCAAAGCCUGAGCAUGGCCCAGACCCCUGGCUACUUCCUCGUGCCAGAGAAACCUCUCCAACUCAGUGGCCUCCAGCGAUCGGCCCCCAACCUCCAGAAUGCCCGAGAAUUGAUGCCAGCAACAAAUAAUACAGGAAAUGGAGUGACUCCGCACCUGAGCCCUGCUGAGGAUUCCCAAAGGACUGCAGGGAUCCACACUGCUGCUGCUACUCCCUCACCAACUGAGGGAGGUGAUGAUGUUUUGUCCAUGAUUCGCAGAGGGGUAAAACUUAGAAAGACUUUAACCAACGACCGAUCAGCCCCCAGGAUCGUUUAACACUCAUCCCGUGGGAGAAGUGCAAACAUUUUCAAAGCCAAUGACUUUGUCCUCUUGCUCUCUUUCUCUGCCUUUUGGUUUUAAACUGGUGACAGUUCUUUCUCCUCAUUCUCAGAUUAAACUGCUCAUUUGCAAAUUGUCAUCAAAAACCUGUCAAGUGCCAGCUCCCUGCCAAUGGCUCAGGAAUCCUUGCCUACUCCUGUACCUGAUCACAGGAUGGGAGGCUGACUGUCUCAGACACUUUGGGUUGGUUUGGGUGGGGCAGCUGGAAAAUGAAUGCUGGUGUUUGCAAGCCUGUCUCUCUCUCACCAGCAGGUGAUGAGCUGAGACAGCAUUCUAGGGGAUAGGUUGCAUUGGUCCAGUUCCUCCUGGUUAGCAAUGGAAAACCAGGCUGGGUUCCUGCUCCUGAUCACCAGUGAGUGAUUCCUGAAAUGGGGCUGUGUAGCUAUCGGGUGACGGAGGAUCAGGGCGCAGUAUCUCACAUUGCUGACGAACCCAGUUAACACCCAACCCUCUUUGACCCUCUUUGUUCAGCAUUUGGAGAAAACUAUUUAUGGGGGGAAACAGCAGCAGAAUUUCCAUGGAUUUUACCCCAUGUACAGCUUCAGAAGAGAAUAGCAAGAAGUUGGAGCCGGGUGGGGAAUAGGUGUAUGCACCUCCCCCUCCUGAACUACUGAAACAAACUGACCCUGUUCCUUGCAGCAACAUUCACUGCCAGGACCUUGAUUCAUCCAUUUGAAGUGUGUUUUGAGGUGGAGUACAUGGAAAUAACAUUAUGACACUUCAGGGGAUCUGCUCAGGAUUUCGAACUAGAAGCUUCUUACAAAGGAUUUGGUUUUAAGUUGCUCUGAGUUUGUAAAGAACACUGUUCACUUGGUGAAAAACUGCAAAAUUCACCUUCACACAGGAACUCCAGCAGUUCACUUGUUUUCAUGGUUUUAAAAAAAAUUGCACGGUGGAGGUGCAACAGAUUUAUUUUCUUUCCUUAACAUCAAAAGAUAUUUAUUUGUAUCAAAAUUGUGAAAACUUCUGUUGUACAAUGAGUUCUUGCAGCAAAUAUUGCUGUUCAAUCCACCACACUCAUUGAUGCAAAAGGCUUUAAAUGGUAAUUAAUUAGUUCGUAUAUGUUAGUUUUUAAAUCCCUUUUAAAGUUUAUCUUUUACUGCUGGGCCUAACGCAUUGCUUUGUAGUUCUGGCAUUUUUACAGAUUGGGCUCAAGGGGUUCAGGGUUGACAGUGUUUAAUUAUCUGUUCUUUUGGCUUAAGUGGGCAGUGUUUUAAAAUUGUCAGUGCAUACCAAACUUUAAUUGGGUAUUAAAGUAUGUUAGUUAGCUUGCAAUGUGAGCAGUCCGCUAAAUAUUUUCUUUUAAAUGUUAGGUUUAGCAAGAAGCGCAUCUCGCCUUAGCAUUUGUACAUCACAUUCCUGUAACUGCUGCCUGAGCUGCGUGCACUGUGAUGUUAUGAAGAGGGUGCCUGUUAACAUGCAGCCCUUAACUAUUCGCUGCAGCUGGUACCUGCCCCAGCUGGUGCUAAAUAAUCUCUUCUCAUUCACUCAAACAGACCUCAGUGGAACCUCCAUUGUAUCUCCCGAAAUCUACAGUGUGAAUUCUUGAAGGAUCAGAAAACCUGUUGCUAAAUAAUUGCGUCAGCUGGCAUAGAACAGGAAUGCAAAACCAAAUUUGGGGUACAGCUUAUAUUUACAGCAAUAUUUCUGUGCCUCAAUAUGGUAAACUGCAGACAGUUUAAGUUAUACAGAGCUCUGGGGGUUAUAAGAUUUUUAACUCAAAUUUUAAGUAGGAUGGAGGAAUUGGUUGGGAUUGUAAACUUAAUUGUAGCAAACAGGGAACAGGACUGGAGCUGGUGUGAAAUGGGAUAGCACCCAUCAGAUAUUGAAUACUGUUCAUCCCAAACCUCCAGCUCGCUUGAGAUGGCUGCAAUUAUUAAGUGAAGCUUUCACCAGCAGUCUGUGGAUUGAUUAAUGCUGUUUGCACAAAUAGCCUUCUUAAUGAAUGCUUUUUGUGAUCAUUUUUGAUAAAUGGAAGGACUGAUGACUAUAUAUUAAUGUCUAAUGAUGAUUUCUGCAACCUUGAAACAGCUUAUCAGCGUUUAUUUGAAAAAGGCCAUUUUUCAAUUUUGAUUUGUGCCUACUCUAGGAUUGUGCAGUGGUUUUUGGACCUGAAGAACUGCCCAGUUUUCUGCUGCCCUUGUCGAACCUCAGUCUGUCAUCUCUCUCCAGUCAUAUUUCUCACACCAGAUUCCACCCACCGUAUCUGAUGCUCUGACUCAGUGUCUCACUGCAUAAGGGAAUACUGCCUGGUAGAUUCUAAAACCUGCUUUAUUCUCACUGCAAGUGCCUCCUCUUCCCAAUAAAUGUACUUAUUUCAGUCUCAAAAUUAAGGACUAUCUGGCUUUGAAUUGUUUGUUGAAUUCUGGACCCAAGGAACAGUCACAGAUCUUUAUUUCCAAACUGCACGUUACCAAUAUGAUGGGCUGGCAUCUUCCAAAGUAACAUCACUGUUUUAUGGUUAAAGCUGGAAUCAUCAACACAAAAUCAGAGAAGGGAGCAGUUUCUUUUUUGGGGAGAGUUAUUUUGAGUUUAUAUUUACAAUUAAAAACCAAACAAUGUACCUCUGACAAAUCAAUACUAAGGAACAAAUUUAGUCUUCAAAGACCAGGUGUCAGCAGGAAUGCCACACUUGCUCAUUCUCACUACUUGUACUACACCCAGUCUCAAGGGCUUCAUUUAACCCUGACCAUUACAGAGAAGGGGAGUCCCAAAUUUCUACUCUGUAGUUAAAACCCCUUCCUGAUAUCAUCCCUGAAAGGCCUAGCUCUGGACAGCUCCCUUCAGAAAACAUACUCUCUGUAAGGAUUGUAGUGAAUCACUUCAAACCUGGGAAUAAUUGUUGGGUUUGUACAACCUGUCCUCAACCCUCUAAGCUCCCCUCUACCCUAAAGAUUGGCGAUACAUCCUUCUUAAGGUGCAAUGCCCAGAACAUUCUCUAACUGGGACCUGACCAAGGUUGAGUCAGGCUGAACUAUGUAUUUGAGGAUUGGCUCAGGCUAUACCUUGGGUUGUUCAGUGAGGUAAAGUUACCAUAGUGACAGAGGAUCAUUGGGCCUGAUUAGAGAGACAGCUGACUGGUGUUGAGUUUAACCUGUGGGUGACUAUGCCUAAAGUGAGGGCUGUCAGUACAAUUUAGGUCAUUAAUACUGAUAUUGAAGAUAAAAGUGAGCUUUACUUACCAGGGUGUGUUUCUGCGGCAUUUUAAAUCUUCCCAUCAUAAUAAGUAAACACUAAUCUAGCUGUCUAGGCAUUAAGCAAAGAUGACCACAUGAGGGUUUUUGUUGGAGUCUUCUCUCGCCUUCACAAUACAGAUUUACCCAACAUUUAAAAACUGUCAGUGAUCAUUAUUAACUAGGUGUUACAGAACUAGGUUCAGUGUCUUAAUCCAGCAAGUGCGUCUUUUGCAUUGUUUGUCUGCCCCUCCAGUGCACAGUUCAACUCUUGAGGGAAAGUUCUUUAAAAAAACCUCUUCUCAGUGCCAGGUUCUAGAAUAGUCAUCCAUCCUCACAGCUUCUCUAUACAAAAGAAACCAUGAGUGAUAUCUGUUCCCACUCCUGCCCAUGUUGCUGAGGUUCUGAAUCAGCUGUGACUCUUUAGUAACGUCUAUCUCUAUUCCCAGUUUUAUUUCUCUUGUUCGAAGUAAAGUUGAAAAAUCACUUUUCUUCUAAAAUAAACCCAGAACAUAUAGGCUCUGUUACCAUAUGAAGUCAUACUUGAAUCUUCAGUAAAACCCCUGAAAUUUUGAACUGUUCCUGCAGGUUGUGGUUUGUGGCUUGUGCAUUGGUGCUGAGGCCAGUGAUUUUGUUGACAGUUACACUGCACUUUGUGGUGAAUUGCAAUCUCUUUGCUUGGCUGUGAACCAGCCUUAUCUGAGGUGGCACAGAGCUUAGGAAAGAGCCUUUGGUAAGCACGGUGUUUCAUGAAAACCCAACAAUUGUGCCAAGCCUCAAGACGCACGAGUAUUGAACCAAGGAUCAAUGAAUUGUAGUAUUGGCAGACAGUAUUUACUGCUUGGCCUUGACAGAUUGAGGAUUGUCAAAGGAAAGGAAAUAGUGACGGGUGUUAAGACAGACGGAAGGAGGAGUGGAGGCUGGACAUCAUGAAAGGAUCAUUCAUUUUGGGAGAUUAGGAGUCUGAGCAGUGCAGGGAAUCAUCCAAAAUCUUUCAACCACCCACGAAUAAGUCAACAGAUAAUCAUAAAUCUUUUGCAGUGCAAUCAAUGUGCCAAAUUUUGAGUGUCUGUCCCUCUAAGAGAUGUGACUCUCACUCUGCUUGUCAUCUGUUAUACAGCAGUGCCCAGCAGUUAAUAGGUUCCCAAGAGAGAGAUUUGUAAACACAACAGUAGCAAUGACCUUGGAAAGCAGGAAAUCAGCAACAAUGUCAGACUUCUCAAUGCUGUGCUGUUUUAAUUCCAGAUUGGCAAUUUGCUGCCCAUUUUAACUGUGGGGUGUACAGUUCUCAAAGUAAAAACCAAAGGUGAAAUAUUUAUAUGUAUAAAGAAAGUAGGAAUUGCAAAUAAGCACAAUCUGUAAAUCUCUGCAGUGGCUUGGCCUGUUUUAUCCAGCCCAGACUAGCAGGAUGAAAGCCUUGAAUACAUGUGUAGGCUAGUUAUAAGGAUUCUGUUUGAGGUGAGUUGGGCAGGUCUCAGCUCAUUGACCAUUGCGUCAUAAACCCACCAACACAUAACUAAGGACAAAUCGACACUAGUCUAGCAACCCAACUGAAGCUGUCGUUUUGUUACAGCCCUGGUCUUGUGUGGGGAAACUAAGCAAGCGGCCUGCUGUCACACUGACUCUGUACUAAGCAGCAGAGUUCUCCUGUCAAUACUUUCUCAUUAACCUGUUCAGAGGUAUAACUUCUGGAGUUUUGGAGGAGGUGGGACUUGAAUCCAGGCUUCCUGGCUCAAGUCAGGACUG
Molecule: messenger RNA, 7479 nt
Organism: Stegostoma tigrinum
Lineage: Eukaryota; Metazoa; Chordata; Chondrichthyes; Orectolobiformes; Stegostomatidae
Gene: mtss1
Product: MTSS I-BAR domain containing 1
Exons: 15
Coding region: 323-2497 (724 amino acids)
Biological process (GO): cell projection assembly; plasma membrane organization
Cellular component (GO): cytoplasmic side of plasma membrane; actin cytoskeleton
Molecular function (GO): phospholipid binding; actin binding
Source: RefSeq, a predicted model, not a curated record